AUGGGAACAUUGGUUCUUAACUGUGACCCCUGUGGACAUGGAGGCCAGUGUGUCGUAAAAGACUCUGCCCCCCACUGCCUCUGCCCCCCAGGUUGGACUGGCUCUCGAUGCCAACAGCAAUCAAACCUGAAUGGAGAUAACUGCACAGAUCCGGUUGGAGGGUUUAACUGUCAGUGCCUUCCAGGGGGAAAGUGUCCUAAUGGAGGAACCUGCAUCAGGAUCUCUGGUGAAUUCCGUUGCUUGUGCCCGCUGGGAACCACAGGUCCCCGCUGUGAUGUGGACCCCUGCUCUCUCCCCGGUCCGCAUUGCUACUAUGGUGGCACCUGCGUGGCUCAGCCUGAAGGGUUUUCUUGCAUCUGCCCUACUGGGUAUGUUGGCAAGCGGUGCGAAGGGGUGGUGGACGCCUGCUUCUCCCAGCCAUGCCACCGACCCGGUGCCCACGACUGCCAGUCCAGCGAACAUGGCUUCCACUGUUUGUGUGCCCCAGGAUACACAGGGAUCCUGUGUGAAUCUGUGAUUGACAGUUGUCAGGCCAAUCCCUGCCUCAAUGGUGGAAGCUGUACCAUGAUGCCUGGCAACCCUCUUGAAUUCACCUGCCACUGUCCACAGGGGUAUGAAGGAACCACCUGUGACCGACACACACCGUCUUGUGGACCUGUUUCCUGUCACAAUGGCGGGGUUUGCAUUUCACCCCAGUCCAGACCACGGUGCCUUUGUGUGGCAGGUUUCUCUGGGAUAGACUGCCGCCAACCUCCCUGUUCUUCGGGUUCCUGCACAGCUACCAAUGGCACCCUAAAACCUGAGUGCCAGAAGACCUCAGGAGACGGGCGUUGUGACCGGGCCUGCAGCUCCCCUGAGACCAAUUGGGAUGGUGGCGACUGUUCCCUGGGCUUGCUCAAUCCUUGGGGAGGUUGCCCAAAGCAAGAGCUGUGCCAGGCAGAUUUCCGGAAUGGGCUCUGCCAGCGUCCCUGUGACAGUGAAGGUUGCCUGUAUGACGGCUUUGACUGUGUCCAACAGAAGGAAUGCAACCCAUCCUAUGCCAUGUAUUGCCGGGACCGCUUCCGUGACGGACACUGUGACCGAGGGUGCAACAUGGCUUCCUGCGGGUGGGACGGAGGAGACUGCUUGCCAUUGCCUGUCCCAGCGAAGGCACCACUAUUGGGGCUGGUGGUCCUGCUUCCCUGGAAAGCCAUUCCUCAGUUUCUGCACUCCCUGACGGUUGUCACGCGGGCCGUGCUACAAGUUACACGGGACGCUGAAGGCAAAGAGCGGAUCUAUCCCUAUACUGGGAAGGAAGAGCUUGGAAGCAAAAGCAACUGGACUCAGAAAAAGACUUCUGUCACAGAAACCAUUGGUUUUACUAUCUUCCUGACUGUGGACAGCAGCUUGUGUUCAGGGCUGUGUCCCUCAUCCCCCAAAUCUGUCCUGAAUAUUUUGGGGGCCUUGUCAGCAAAGGGAUCCCUGGAAUCCUUACUUUCAUACCUGCUGGUCGCAGCUUGGCUUGAGUCGGUGGAAAAUGAUUCACAGACCUCUGUUCCACGUUUCUCCGGGCCCCUCCUUUACGGCGUGGUGGCAGGUGUUCUGGUGAUAGCCCUGGGCAUCUUUGUGGGGAUCUGGAGGAUUCGCCGGCCCCAGCACCGAGAACAUGGUUCAUUGUGGUUCCCGCCUGGAUUUGCUCCACACCAGGGCAAGAAACGGCGCCGCCGGAGAGAACCUGUCGGGGAAGAUGCUAUUGGGUUAAAGCCAAGGAAAAUGGAGAUUGAAUUUGUAGAAGAGAUGGAUAUGUUUUCCAGUCCCCAUUAUGAUGGACCUCUGAACACCAAGGAUGUGGAGGAUGAUUCUGAUUGUGUCUCAGUCCCAGAUCAGGGCCAGCCAAAGCCCAAGAGGCAGAUGCCAGGCAGCACACCGACCCAGGAAAAGAGCACCAGACCAAAGAAUGCGAAAAAUCGAGAGCCAGUUUGUGGUUUGACACCCUUGAUGCCUAUGGCUGCUUCUCCCGGCUUGGAAGUGGAGGGAUCCUGGACAGACCAGCAAACGCACAACUCUGGAGAGACCCCUCUUCACUUGGCAGCUCGCUUCUCCCGUGCUGAUGCUGCCCGCCGCCUCCUUGCUUCUGGGGCCGAUGUCAACGCCCGUGACCAAUGGGGACGCACCCCCUUGCACAGCGCUGUAGCCGCUGACGCAUUGGGCGUCUUUCAGAUCCUACUCCGGCAAAGGCAGACAGAUUUGGAUGCAUCCACCCAAGAUGGCUCCACCCCACUCAUCCUUGCCACGCGGCUGGCUGUUGAAAACAUGGUGGAGGAGCUGGUGGCCAAUCAUGCAGAUGUCAGGGCCACAGACAAGAGAGGGUAUAAUGAAUGUUUUCCAAUACAGUGUGGAGGCGGGAACUAG
Messenger RNA from Anolis sagrei ordinatus, 2391 nucleotides. Lineage: Eukaryota; Metazoa; Chordata; Lepidosauria; Squamata; Anolidae. The record is from RefSeq and is a predicted model, not a curated record.